Molecule: messenger RNA, 1749 nt
Organism: Heterostelium album PN500
Lineage: Eukaryota; Evosea; Eumycetozoa; Acytosteliales; Acytosteliaceae
Product: Selenocysteine-specific elongation factor
Exons: 5
Coding region: 1-1749 (582 amino acids)
Biological process (GO): selenocysteine incorporation
Molecular function (GO): translation elongation factor activity; GTP binding; GTPase activity
Source: RefSeq, a predicted model, not a curated record
AUGAGUAGUGAAACAUCAAGUAGUACAACAACUACUACUAUUAGUAGUAGUAAUGAUGGAAAUAAUAAUAAUAAUAAUAGUAAUGUUGUGAUAAAACCAUUGAAUAUCAAUAUUGGUAUCAUGGGACAUGUUGAUAGUGGUAAGACAAGUCUUGCUAAAGCAUUGAGUACUAGCUUAUCGACUGCAGCAUUGGAUAAGAGUCCUGCAAGUCAAGAAAGAGGAAUAACACUGGAUCUUGGAUUCUCUGCAUUUCACUCUGAGCUACCGGAUCGAUUGAAAUCACAUCCAGAUGUAAUUGCAAACAACUACAAUCAAAUACAGUAUACUCUUGUAGAUUGUCCAGGACAUGCAUCUCUUAUUAAAACGAUUAUAGGUGGUUCACAAAUCAUUGAUAUGAUGUUUUUGGUCAUAGAUAUUACAAAAGGAAUUCAAACACAGACUGCCGAAUGUAUAGUAAUAGGUGAAAUAACAUGUAAGAAAGCAAUUGUAGUAUUAAACAAAAUAGAUCAACUGCCUAUUGAAUCAAGACAAAAUAAGAUUGAUGUUAUGACAAACAAAUUAAAGAAAGUAUUGGAAAAGACAUGUUUUAAAGAUUCACCUUAUGUUGCCAUCUCUGCUAAUCCAUCAUCUUCUUCGGAUGCUGCUCCUGCUUCUGCUGCUGCCACCGGUGAUAAUAACAUAGGUGUAGAUAGACUGAUUAAAGAGUUGACCAACUAUGUAGAGUUACCUAGACGAGAUGAUCAAGGACCGUUCCUCUUUGAAUUCGAUCACUGUUUCCAAAUCAAAGGACAAGGCUCAGUGAUGACGGGUACAGUGCUAAGAGGUUCAGUAGAGAUUAAUCAAAACAUUCACAUUCCACAGUUGAAUAUCGAAAAGAAAGUGAAAUCAAUGCAAAUGUUUCAUAAACCCGUGAAGAAGGCAUCACAAGGUGAUCGUGUCGGUAUUUGUGUCACGCAGCUAGAUGCCAACCUCUUGGAGAGAGGUUUACUCUGUACACCUAAAACAGUUCCACUGCUAAACGGAGCAAUCGUAGCCAUUGAAAAAGUUAGAUUCUACAAGAAUGAAGUUAAAACAAAAUCACAAUUUCAUGUUACUAUUGGUCAUUCAACAGUGAUUGCAACAGCUAUAUUCUUUGGAAAUAAAAAACAACAAACAGAACAACAACAACAACAACCAGAAACAAUGAUUGAAAAUAUGACAUUGAAUCAAUUCAAUUCAAAGUUGGAAUAUAGUUAUUUAGAUAGUUUGAAUGCAACUGGACAAGAAUAUCCGGUCGGUUCGCAAUAUGCAUUGUUGACAUUUGAACAUCCUGUGUUGUGUCCUCUGAAUAGCGUUAUCAUUGGAUCAAAGUUGGAUGUGAAUCUCGAUACCUCCAGUUGUAGAAUAGCGUUCCACGGUGAAUUGGUAGAGGGUAUCGAUGUCACCAAUAAACAACUGCUCAACAAUCAUCUUCACAUCUACAAAAUCAAAGCGAAAGAGGGUCAAAUCGAGAGAAUACACAGCGAAUCAACAUUGAUCGGUAAGAAUAUAUUUGGAAAAGAUACGGAUCUAUCGAAAUUUAUUGGAAUGAAAGUUAUAUUUGAUAAUGGUGUUGUUGGAUUGUUGGAAUCUGGUUUCGGAAAGACUGGAAAAGUAAAGAUUACACUACCUGCAUCUGUAGAUAUAAAUACUAUCAAAGUUGGUGAUACUUUUAAAUUGCACAUGAAGAGAAUGAUUUUUGAUAAGGAAAAGAAGAAUAAACAGGAUUAA